AUGGCUGCAGGAUUGAAAACCGUCAUUUUGCUAUCUUUUGUGCUUGCUGUCGGUUUCCUACUCAUCAUACUCUCGUGCGCCCUAUGGGCCAACUGGCUCCCCCUCUUAGUAGCUCUUACAUUUGUGUUGGCACCCCUUCCAAACGCCUUGUUUGCUCACUGUGGGGGAGACGAGUUCUCGGCGCACGAGUCCACUGCCGCAGUGGACUUGGGACGUUUCAUAACGGCUACUAUCGUCGUCACUGGCUUUGCUCUUCCGGUUGUCCUCACACAUUCAGAAGUAAUCAAGCCAGCAGCUUGUGUAAUGUCGAUCAUUGGUGGGGGAUUGGUGUAUAGUACCAUUAUGGCUUAUACAGCGGCAUUUAGGCAAGAUUACUCGGAAUUUGAUUGA
Pisolithus orientalis is the source of this 390-nucleotide messenger RNA. Its product is annotated as vacuolar protein sorting 55 protein. The transcript has 4 exons. Lineage: Eukaryota; Fungi; Basidiomycota; Agaricomycetes; Boletales; Pisolithaceae. The record is from RefSeq and is a predicted model, not a curated record. Gene Ontology annotation, biological process: late endosome to vacuole transport via multivesicular body sorting pathway. Gene Ontology annotation, cellular component: Vps55/Vps68 complex; endosome. Bases 1 to 390 code for a protein of 129 amino acids.